This is a messenger RNA of Porites evermanni, 2771 nucleotides long. NCBI's taxonomy places the organism in Eukaryota, Metazoa, Cnidaria, Anthozoa, Scleractinia, Poritidae. The record is from the annotation of a GenBank genome assembly.
AUGUGGAUUUUUCCAGACUAUGGAACUGGCUGUAAAACACAACUUCGCCAUAACAAUGUUCACUAUGGCAUGUUUGUUAUGACAAUUCAGGCUGAUGCAGUCAGAAAGAUGGAUGGAUCACCUACUGUGGUUCUGGUUGGUCCAGCGGGAAGGGGAAAGACAACUGCCCUACAGCUAGCAAUGGUGUGUGCAGGUCAGUUACUUGAACAAGUCUCUCACUACCUCAAAAGUUCUGUUUUAAUCCCCUGGGUCUGAAAUUUCCUAUCACAUCCAAAUGAAGUUUCUUAGUACGAGAGUCAUAUGAUCAGAAUGAGGUGCAGAGAAAGCUGGAAAGUAGGACCAUUUAUCCCUUGUUUGUCAAGAGUGGGAGGUACAUGCUUAAAACCAAGGAAACGAUUAGACUCAAAAAUCUCAAAAAUGUAAGAAAUAAUUGUUAAAAGUACCUUAAGUGCCAAUUCCAAUGUUUGCAAAGUUUAAGAACAGGUCAAAUUUUCUUUACAGGCAUUCAGGAUAUUGGCUUCAUCAAACCUGCCACAAAAAAAAAUUUUACAAUGGGCUAGUCAAUGAACACUAGGGGUCUUUCUGGAUGACCCACCUAAAACAUUUCCUCAGUAAAGGAGCUAUUCAUAAACUUCUUUAAUGGCGCCAGCCGGGANCUUAAAACCAAGGAAACGAUUAGACUCAAAAAUCUCAAAAAUGUAAGAAAUAAUUGUUAAAAGUACCUUAAGUGCCAAUUCCAAUGUUUGCAAAGUUUAAGAACAGGUCAAAUUUUCUUUACAGGCAUUCAGGAUAUUGGCUUCAUCAAACCUGCCACAAAAAAAAAUUUUACAAUGGGCUAGUCAAUGAACACUAGGGGUCUUUCUGGAUGACCCACCUAAAACAUUUCCUCAGUAAAGGAGCUAUUCAUAAACUUCUUUAAUGGCGCCAGCCGGGAGACAAUAUUAAGAGGGCAUACUACCUAUUCCCUUUUGAUCUUUUUACUAUCCCAGAUUUAUUCCAUAGCUAAUGUCUCCAAAGUUAAAGAGGCUGGAUUAAUUAUCAAGGGAUUCUAAACUUUACAACUGUGCGCUAGUUUAGAAGAGAUUCACGUAUUCUGGAGUAAGUUUGACAGUUUGCGUUUUACAGUUUCUCACUUGUUUAACCAAACUCGAUUUUUCUUAUCUUUUUCAGGGAACUUCAGAGGCUUGUCUUGGGUCCUUCUGUAAGAGGCACCACCGUAAACAGUGUCUGUCAAAGUACACGUUAAGAAAAUGAUCAACCAAGGGCACUUUUCCAGUGCCAUUGUCUCAUUCUUAUACAUGGGAAGUAGCUUUUUAAGGGAAAGCAUGGAUGAAAUCGCCUCAGAUCUCAUACCUUAGGUAACACCAUGUCUUAAUGGGUGUUUACUUGAUUCAAUUCUUCCAAGAGAGUAAGUUGUUUAAUUUUGUUAAAUUAGUUGAUAUCCCUUUUUGGAAAAGAAGGGACUUGUUGAAAAUGUUUUUGUUUUUAUUUUGGAUUUAGUUUUCCUUUUAAUUAGAUUUUUUUUUCUCGUUACAUCGCUCGUAUGCAAGUAGAGUAAAACCUAGCCACCUCCGCAGGUAACUCCUAUUGUAUCCCAUUGUAAGGGUUCACUGACCAUGAGGAGUCUCCAUAACUUCUCCAUAAUGCUCUCAACAUUGGCAUUCCACCGUGCAACUGCAUCUAUGAUUUGUAUCCUGCAAUCCAUCUAUCAUGAAAGACCGUUGGCUUAGCACAAAUUUGGAAGGAGUUAUGUAUCCGUGAUUAUUUCCUGUGACUUUUCUUUGUCCAUGGCGAUCAAUUUAUCUUGCAUAGCCUUAAACGUCAGAGGCUUAAAUAAUGAGCGUAAAAGGAGGCAAGUUUUAAGAUGGCUGCAUAGGCCAAGGUUCCAAAUCAUCUUCAUCCAGGAGGUUUAUAGUUUGCAAGAUACAGAAAAAAAUGGUCAGCCGAAUGGGGUGGUAAAGUAGUGUUUUGUCAUAGCACAAAACAUAGUUGCGGUACUCUUGUCCUGUUUCACCCAUGAUGUGGAACAUGUUGAGGUCGGCAAGAGGGGCAGGGAAAUUGCUCUGUAUGCUAAAAUCAAUGACUACAGAUUCACUUUUAUCAAAACCCAAGUGAAAUUUUUUUAAUCUUUAAAACUGCGUAUACGAAAAUUCACUGAUGAAAAGAUUAUUAUUGGUGGCAAUCUAAAUUGAUGCCUAACACGCAAGGAUAAAAAGGGAGGGCGACCCACUGAACAAAAGAAACAAUUAAUAGAUUGCAUUCUUAGUCUAACGAAUUAGCUAUCAAUUUAGUUGAUCUGUAGAGAAAAUUUCAUCCUAACGAGUCACUUUUCACCUGGCAUCACCAAUCAUCAGCUAUUCAGUGUAGGGUUGAUUAUUGGCUGGUGUCAAAACAUUUACUUCCACAUGUGAAAGAGUGCAACAUCAUUCCUGUUUCUUUCUCCGAGCACUUGGCCGUCUCGUUUAACAUCCAGUCUGAUGACUUCAUAAAAAGAGGACCAGGAUUUUUCAAAUUCAAUAACUCACUCCUUGAUGAUCAGUGUUUUGUCAAGGGUUUGAGUGAAAAAAAUUGGCGAGUACAAACAAAAAUACAACAAUUUAGAGGAUAGAAGACUUUACUGGGACCUGCUGAAAAUGGAAAUAAGCAGCUUUAUAAUUUACUUUUGCAGACAAAAUGCAAAGAUGAAAAAAGCUGAAGAAGCAGUCCUGCAGCAAAAGCUGUCCUCACUUCACAAGCUACGCAACAGACUAUUGCAAAUCAUUAUGAGGUAA